Drosophila sechellia is the source of this 920-nucleotide messenger RNA. Its product is annotated as transmembrane protein 17B. The record is from RefSeq and is a predicted model, not a curated record. Lineage: Eukaryota; Metazoa; Arthropoda; Insecta; Diptera; Drosophilidae. The transcript is spliced from 2 exons. Bases 253 to 834 code for a protein of 193 amino acids.
AAAAACAGUUUGGAGACAGGCUGUAGCUGAUUAUUUAAACCGAAGGCACGACCUUUUCGAGUGCGGGAGCAGGCAGCUUAGGUCCUGCAAGCGGCAGCAGUCGCAGCACUCAGAGCUGAAGCGUCCUUUCCAGCUGAUUGCGUUGCCCUGUCAACCAGCAGGAAGUACAACAAACGUUGUAGCCACUGGAGAUUCAUUGCCACUGAACUGAAGUGCAGUGCCUAGAGCGUGCUUGGUGGAAAUCCAAUCGAAAUGGCGUACUCGGUGACGCCGAAUCGGGCCAACCUGGUGCUGCAGAUGCUGCUGCAGGCCAACACCUAUGUGUCCAUGGUGUGGGCCAUGAGCUACAUGAUCCACAUGCUCAUACGCCUGCAUCACUUGUGGAACCUAGAGGGCCUGUCCAUGCUGGUGGCCUACGUUUUGGCGGUGUCCGCUGAAUCCGUACGCCUGUACGCCGGCUACUCGGUGAACCUGUGCUCUGGCGCCACCGCCAUGUGGAUGCUGCUCACCGUGACGCCCUGCAUCCUGCUGCCCGCCAUGGUCUUUCUUCGCCUCUCAGCUGCCGGACGCAGUUUGUGGCUACGCAUCAUCACGAACGCCGUGUUCGCGCUGAUAGUUCUCGAGGUGAUCGUGUCCCUGGUGCACUUUGUCAUCUGCAAGCCCGGCUGUAAGCUGCCGCUGCCGCUGCCGCUCCCACUGGAAGAGAACGAACAGCUGCCGGAGGAGGAGGAGGAGGAGGAGGAAGAGGAACAGCAGCAGCAGUCCGCCAGUGUGGGCACGCCCACGACCAAUGAGCAAAGGCGACGCGUGCGACGCUCCCCGGAAUCGAAAUGAUGAGCCGUGCAGCAGGUGGUUAUAAGUAAGGCUCUGCGUUUUACUUGGACAUUGGCAUAAAUAAUAAAGUAGGAUAAGCUAUUUAA